UUCUACUAUAUAUUAAUUUAUCUCACUUGUGUUUAAUUUGUUUGAAAAUUUCUCAGUUUGUGAAAGAAAAACAGAUACUUGUGAACAUGUUGGAGAAAACCGAAGAAAGGCUCGACUCGGAGGCGGUCAUAGAGGAAUUCGAAUCGUUAACAAAAGAUGCAGGGAAAGUGCAAAAGGAGAUACUAAAGAGAAUCUUGCAAGAAAACGGAGAAAUCGAGUAUCUUCUGAAAUUCGGCCUCGAUGGAAAAACGGACCCCGCUAGUUUCAAGGCUCGUGUCCCGAUUGUCACUCACGAGGACUUAGAACCUUAUAUUCGCCGAAUCGCGGAUGGCGAAAAAUCGUCCAUUCUCUCUGCAAAACCAAUAUCCACCAUCUCAUUGAGCUCAGGUACAACUCAAGGAAAACCAAAAUACGUACCAUUCAACGAUGCAUUGAUUGAUAGUACCAUGCAGAUAUACAAGACUUCUUUUGCCUUUAGAAACAGAGAAUAUCCAAUAAUUGGGAAUGGCAAGGCACUGCAGUUCAUAUACGGCAGCAAGCAAUUCAAAACCAAUGGCGGGCUGACAGCUGGCACGGCAACGACAAACGUGUACCGAAACACGGAGUUCAAGAGAACAAUGCAUGCAAUGCAAACCCCGUGUUCGAGCCCGGACGAAGUGAUUUUCGGCAAUAAUUUUCAAGAAUCUUUGUACUGCCACCUCUUAUGCGGACUGAUAUUUAGCGACGAAAUCCAAGUGGUGUCGUCGACAUUCGCGCACAGCAUAGUCCAUGCUUUCCGAACGUUCGAAACAAUCUGGCCGCAGCUGGUGACGGAUAUUCGCGACGGGGUUUUGAGCAGUCGAAUUUCGUCGCUAAAUAUUCGGUCGGCUAUGGAGAAGGUGCUUGUAGGACCGAACCCUAAAUUAGGGGAUACGAUUCAUCGGAAGUGUUUAGGGUUGAGUAAUUGGUACGGAUUGAUACCGGAGAUUUUUCCGAACGUGAAGUAUGUGUAUGGGAUAAUGACCGGUUCGAUGGAGGGGUAUGUUGGUAAAUUGAGGCAUUACGCGGGGGGUGAAUUGGCUUUGGUGAGUGGCGAUUAUGGUUCGUCGGAGGGGUGGAUUGGGGUGAAUGUGAACCCUAGAUUGUCGCCGGAGAUGGCUACUUUUGCGGUGCUUCCGAAUAUUGGUUACUUUGAGUUUGUUGAAAUGGGAUUGCCGGAAGAGGCGGCGGUGGUGGCGGCGGCGGCUCAGCCGGUUGGUUUGACGGAAGUUGAGGUUGGGAAGGAGUAUGAGAUCAUUGUCACCACUUUUGCAGGGUUGUACCGGUACCGUUUGGGAGACAUAGUGAAGGUGAAAGGGUUCCACAACUCGACGCCGGAGCUCCAAUUCAUAUGCCGGAGCAAUCUCGUUCUCAACAUCAACCUCGACAAAACCACCGAAAAAGACCUCCAAUUAGCCGUAAACACAUCCGCCAAUUUACUAGCCGGAGAAAAACUCGAACUCGUCGACUUCACUAGCUUCGCCGAUCGGUCAACCGAUCCCGGAAAUUACGUCAUUUUCUGGGAAACAACCGCCAAUAAUAAUAACAAUAAUGAUGAAAUAAUGCAAGAGUGUUGCAACUGUUUGGACAGAUCAUUUGUUGAUGCAGGAUAUGUGAGUUCAAGAAGAGUGAACUCAAUUGGAAAAUUGGAGCUUAAAAUAUUAAAAAGGGGUACUUUUAAUAAGAUUAUGGAUUAUUACGUGGGGUUGGGAUCUGCUGUUAGUCAGUUCAAAACGCCGCGUUUCAUUGGUAUUAAUAAUCAUAAGGUGCUCAAUAUUUUGUCAACCAAUGUUGUUAACACCUACUCUAGCACUGCAUUUGAUUAGAUUAGAUUAAUUAAAAAAAUUAUAUAAAUUUGUUAGCAUGUUUUUCCUUUUUAUUUUAUUUUAUAUAUCUAUACACAUAUACCUAGAAAUUGAAUAAGAAGGUUGGUUUUGAUUUCCUAGUAAUAUUGGGUUCUUUUUUGUAAUGUAAUUUGAUUGUCGAUUUGUAUUAAAAAAAAAUGGAAAAUACAGUUUUUACUCUUUAAGUUUGCACAGAUU
Molecule: messenger RNA, 2060 nt
Organism: Erythranthe guttata (spotted monkey flower)
Lineage: Eukaryota; Viridiplantae; Streptophyta; Magnoliopsida; Lamiales; Phrymaceae
Product: jasmonoyl--L-amino acid synthetase JAR6
Cellular component (GO): cytoplasm
Molecular function (GO): acid-amino acid ligase activity
Source: RefSeq, a predicted model, not a curated record